Molecule: messenger RNA, 585 nt
Organism: Carcharodon carcharias (great white shark)
Lineage: Eukaryota; Metazoa; Chordata; Chondrichthyes; Lamniformes; Lamnidae
Product: gastrula zinc finger protein XlCGF71.1-like
Exons: 1
Coding region: 1-585 (194 amino acids)
Biological process (GO): regulation of transcription by RNA polymerase II
Molecular function (GO): RNA polymerase II cis-regulatory region sequence-specific DNA binding; DNA-binding transcription factor activity, RNA polymerase II-specific
Source: RefSeq, a predicted model, not a curated record
AUGAGCGACCAGGCCGGCUCUUCUGAAACCCCUGGAGCCAGUGAACAGGCGCCUGCUGUUGGGGAGGACCAGGGCUUUCACUGUUUCGUGUGCGGGAAGGGGUUCAGGUGGGCCUGUCUGCUGAAGAGGCACCUGCGAGUUCACACCGGGGAGAAACCGUUCGAGUGCAGUGUCUGCCAGAAGCGGUUCAGUAAAUCCAGCAACAUGACAAGGCACCAGCGCUUUCACACGGGGGAGAAACCCUUCGAGUGCAACGUCUGCGCAAAGCGGUUUUCUACGAGCAAUGAAUUGAGAGUUCACCAACGCAUUCACACGGGGGAGAAGCCUUUUGAGUGUGCCGUGUGCAAGAUGCGUUUCUGUGCCUCCAGCAACCUCACUGUUCAUCAACGCACUCACACUGGGGAGAGGCCAUUUGAGUGCACUGUGUGCUGCAAGCGCUUUUGUACAUCUCGUGACCUGACUGUGCACCAACGCAUCCACACUGGGGAGAAGCCAUUUGAGUGCAGCGUGUGCAACAAGCGGUUUUACAGGUCAAGUCAUUUGAUACAGCAUCAGCGCAUUCACACUGGAGAGAAGAGAUUGUAA